AUGAAUCCUCUUAUGAGCCCCUGUAUGAUUGAAAAGCAAUGGCUUAUUAAAUCUAAAAUGGGAAAUAUUGAAGAUGACUAUGAUUUUGACUAAAAGAAAGAUAAUUUAGGUGAAGGAUCAUAUGGUGUUGUAUAUAAAGCUACCAUGAAAUCAACUGGAUAAAUUAGGGCUGUGAAAGUUAUUAAUAAAAGCAGAGUAAAACAUUAAGAGCGCUUAAAAAAUGAAAUUGAAAUUAUGUCAACACUGGAUCAUCCUAACAUUAUCAGAUUAUAUGAGACAUAUGAAGAUCAGAAAAAUAUUUACUUGGUUAUAGAAUACUGUGAAGGAGGAGAACUUUUUGACAGAAUAGCAGAAAGAGGCUACUAUACAGAGUAAGAUGCUGUUGCACUAUUUAGAUAAAUUAUGAGUGCAAUCAAUUAUUGUCACUCUCGAAAAAUAUGUCAUAGAGACUUAAAACCUGAAAAUUUCUUGUUUUGCACUAAAGAUGACAACUCAAUAAUUAAGGUAAUUGAUUUUGGUCUUUCUAAAACAUAUGGGCAAGUUUUAGAUUCUCCUCUCAAAAAGAAGCCUUUAGAAUUAACUCAAGUACAAAGCGGCGUUAUGAAAACUAGAGCAGGAACACCAUAUUAUAUUGCUCCAGAAGUACUUGAUGGUAAAUAUGAUGAAAAAUGUGAUAUCUGGUCAGCUGGUGUUACUUUGUAUAUUAUUCUUUGCGGCUAUCCCCCAUUUUAUGGAGAAACUGAUAAGGAAAUUCUACAAGCUGUAAAAAAAGGAGAAUAUGAAUAUGAAGGCGAUGAAUGGGAUAUUGUGAGCGAUGAAUGCAAAAACUUAAUCAAAAAAAUGCUUAGUAAGCCAGAGCUAAGAUUCAGUUCAGAAAUGGUUAUGGCCUCCAAAUGGAUAUAAAAGUAUAGUCCUCCAAUUAAAAAUGAUGCCAAAAUUCCAUUUUAGAAGAUUAAAUUAUGGAAUACUUAUCCCAAGCUCAAAAAGCUAGCCCUAAGCUAUAUUGCUUCAUAAAUGAGCAUGUUUUAGAUAUAACCCAUAGCUAAACAAUUUAUUUUGAUUGAUAAAGACUUUGAUGGCUGCUUGACUUUAUAGGAGCUCAUAAAUGGAACAUAAGACUCUCAAAACCCAGAAAAUUAAGAAAUUAUUAAGCAAACAUUUAAAUCUUUUGUUUCAUAUUUACCAAAUAAAAUAGCAUUUACAGAUUUUGUAGCUCUCGUUAUGGAUUCCAGCAUUUAUUUGAAGGAUAAUAUAAUCCGCCAAGCCUUUAAAAUUUUUGAUAAAAAUAACAUUGGUAAAAUAUCUCCAAACCAUCUUAACGAGCUCUUUUUGGAUAAUGCAUAUUACGCAAAGAAAAAAAUUGAUUAUUGGGUUGAUAUGGUAAAAUGCUGUGACUUCAAGAAUGAUGGAGUGAUUGAUUACGAAGAAUUUAGCAAAAUGAUCUAUGAAAAUAGCGAAUAAAUGUAAAUAAGUGCUUGA
Messenger RNA from Tetrahymena thermophila SB210, 1479 nucleotides. Its product is annotated as kinase domain protein. Gene Ontology annotation, biological process: protein autophosphorylation; intracellular signal transduction; peptidyl-serine phosphorylation. The transcript is spliced from 10 exons. The record is from RefSeq and is a predicted model, not a curated record. Gene Ontology annotation, cellular component: cytoplasm; nucleus. Lineage: Eukaryota; Ciliophora; Oligohymenophorea; Hymenostomatida; Tetrahymenidae. Gene Ontology annotation, molecular function: ATP binding; calcium/calmodulin-dependent protein kinase activity; calmodulin binding.